Messenger RNA from Dunckerocampus dactyliophorus (ringed pipefish), 2785 nucleotides. It is a transcript of the gene tpcn3, whose product is annotated as two pore segment channel 3. Gene Ontology annotation, biological process: monoatomic ion transport; transmembrane transport. The record is from RefSeq and is a predicted model, not a curated record. The transcript is spliced from 17 exons. Gene Ontology annotation, cellular component: membrane. Bases 197 to 2494 code for a protein of 765 amino acids. Gene Ontology annotation, molecular function: monoatomic ion channel activity. NCBI's taxonomy places the organism in Eukaryota, Metazoa, Chordata, Actinopteri, Syngnathiformes, Syngnathidae.
GAUGAAGUCAAACUGCAAAGGAAACAUCUUGACAAUGCCUGCUCCUGCUGCUGCUGCUCACUCGGACACCUAAAAACAAGCGGAUUCUUGCCUGUUGGAACAUUCUGUGCUCUUCGAGUCCUCUACGAGUCUUCAAGAGCGACUUGACUUGUGCCGACUUGGAGAAAUACUGUAAGUGUUUGGAAAAGACGAGGAGAUGACGAGCACGAGCAGUGGAGACGCGCGUGCGUGCGCAGGAAAAGAAAAUGCAAACGAAGCAAAAAACAAAGCGGAUUUUGACUUGGCAGCUGUUUACGUUUCGGAUGCUCAGUACAACAGGAACAUCUUCUUCGACACAUCGCCGCAGGCCGUCAGGUUGUAUCUGCUGUACAACCACAGACUUCCUCAGGUCCUCAUCUACUUCUUCAUCCUGCUCCAUUUGUCCUUGGCCAUCUGCGAGGAGCCCGCUGUCCUGCCACUGCCGCCAUGGGCGACCAUGUUGGUGGAGUUGCUGUGUUUGCACGUCUUCGCUCUGCGACUCGUACACUAUGCCAAGGUGAUCCCGCGAGACAAGUUCUGGAAGGACCCCAAAAACAUCUGCAUGAUCGUCAUCUUGGCGCUGACGUUGGUGGACAUGAUCAUCUACGGCGCGCUGCAUGCUGCCGGCUGCUACGCCGUCCGCUGGUCACGAGUCUUGCGGCCACUCCUGUUGGUCAACGUGACGGAGGGGCGACAGCUGCGUCGAGCGUUUCGCAGCAUCCGGAACGCUCUCCCUCAGAUCUUGUACGUCUUCCUGCUCUUCAUCUUCAGCAUCCUCGUCUUCUCUCUGAUGGCGCUCAAACUCUUUAGCAAGCGCGGUUUGAGGACGGUGGACGGAGCGCCGUAUUUCACAAACUACGUGGACGUCGUCUUUGACCUUUACGUGCUCGUCACCACGGCCAACAGCCCCGAUGUCAUGAUGCCGGCAUACAACGCAAGCUCGGCCUUCGCCAUCUUCUUCAUUGUCUACAUCCUGGUCAACACGUACAUCUUCAUGUCCGUCUUCCUGGCCGUCGUCUUCAACAACUACAAGAAGUACCUGAAGGAGGAGGUGCGGCAGCUGGUGCGGGCCAAACGGCACAAGAUGGCAAGGGCCUUUGCUGUGCUGCAGGAGCGGACGGGUGAGGGGGGCGAGCCACGAGUGAGCCGGGCCAGCUGGACCCGUCUGAUCCGAUUGGUCCAGCCCGACAUCAGCCACGCCCACAUCGAGCUGCUCUGGAGCGUCUCAGAUGACAACAACUGCGGCGCCAUCGACAAAACAGCGUUCAUCCAGCUGGCCGACCUGCUAAACAUCGAAGUGAUCACACUCAAGUCCAGGCCACACCCACUUCUAGGCCUGAUACCCGCUCUCUACUUGUCCGCGCCCAGUCGUUUCCUCUGCAGACUGGUUCAGCACAGAGCGUUCGUGAUUACGUACGACGUCAUCAUCCUGGUGAACGCUGUUUUCAUCGGACUGGACGAGGAGAGUCCCGUGAUUGCCAACUCUGAGUGGGUCUUCCUGGCGCUGUACCUGCUGGAGAUCCUGCUCAAACUCUACGUGUGUGAGCCCAGAAGCUUUUUCUCCAGACACAACUUCUGGAACUGCGGGGGGGUACACCAGCCGGCAGAUCCUCGACAUCGUUUUCAUCCUGCGAGUCCUGCGACUCGUCCGCGUGGUGGACAGCAUCAAAAGGUUCCGCACCAUCAUCAACACCCUGAUCCGCAUCGGACCGGCGAUCCUCACCUUUGGCCAGCUCAUUCUGGUAAGAAGUCAUGUGCCGUUCCUUCUACGCUAUCAUUUGUAGUGACAAGGGCUCCCCCUGGCGGCCAGGUGGUGUACUACAUCUUCGCCAUGGUGGGGAUGGAGCUCUUCAAAGGGAAGGUGAAAUUCUACGAGGACGAGAGCAACCCGGCCAAGGCGUACUGCGGGAACCUUCUUCUCAAAGGAAGUGCCUUCGCCCAACUCAACUACUGCAAGAACAACUUCAACAACGUGGUGUCGUCCUUCAUCCUGCUGCUGGAGCUCACUGUGGUCAACCAGUGGCAUGUGCUCAGCAAUGGAUUCGCCACAGUCACCCACGUGUCCGCCAGGAUCUACUUCGUCCUCUUCCACAUCGUGGUUGUCAUCAUCAUCAUCAACAUCUUUGUGGCCUUUGUCUUGGAGGCAUUCUUUGUGGAGUACUCUGUGGACAAGAGUGAUCUGCAGACGUCUCUGGAGAAGAAGAUUGAGGAACUAGAGCUGGGCGUGGCUCAAGAGACAGCAGAGGACAACUUGGUGAACUCCAUGGAGACAUGCGACAACGAGCAGAUGGCUGACCAAACGCAGAGGAGCAAACCAAACCUCAUGUUUAAAAUCGCCUCAAAAAGGUAUCGAACAGUGGACGCCUUGCUGCAGAGACUCUUUGAGGCCGACCUGGAGCAGGAAGACAACGCUGAUGCCGACGCCGACCCUCAAACCAACGGCAACUUCUCCAACCCAACUUUCAGCACCGCUUAGACCACAGUUCCUCGUUGAUAGUUCAGAGUUCGCCCUUGUGGAAAAAAUAAAUGUGACUGCUAAAGCAUGAAAGUAAGGUAUUUUUUUGAUUGACAGCAUCAGAGGCGCUUUUCCUUCCAUCACAGAAAAGUAGGUGGAGUUUCUUCUUCCAUGAAGACUGAAUCCACUGUCCACUUCCUGUUCACAAAUAAACACCUGCUUUUUUUUGUUUUACAUCGGAGCCUGGUUUACUUUUGUCUUUUUAUACAUAUAUAUAUAUACAUUGUAUAUAUACAUAUAUAUACAUACAUA